ACGAAGUAGGCACCUGGCUUGUAGUUGAUGAUGCGCUACUACCAGUAUAUGAUAUCGGGGUAGGUGUUGUAAUAAUUACUGAAGCUGGAGUAAUGUUAACUGGAGUGCUGUCACUGGACUACACUGGACAUAUUCCAGUGCUGCGCCACUGGACUGCUGGACAUAGUAAUUUAAUAAGUCCAAUAUGGUCCAGUCCAGUGCCUUUAGCCACUGGACAUAGUAAAA
This is a messenger RNA of Dentiscutata erythropus, 225 nucleotides long. NCBI's taxonomy places the organism in Eukaryota, Fungi, Glomeromycota, Glomeromycetes, Diversisporales, Gigasporaceae. The record is from the annotation of a GenBank genome assembly.